AUGGGGACCGGUUACAGCAAUCCCCUAGUCGAUUCAGCACUCGUUUUCCCCGCCCCGCCGUCGUCCUACGAUUUAGACACGCCCGGCCUUCUUUUACUCCGGUCAAAAUAUAUUCCUUCGCGGGAAGUUCCGGCGUUCCUUAUCCGACCGCGAUUGACCCCCGCGCGACGUGGAACCACACCUUCCGUCGGUUCUUUGCGCUCGGGCGGUUUCCCCUGGCGUUUUCAACUGCCGCGCGCCUCUGCGGGAGCACCGGGCGCUCCUGCGUCGACGCACCGCCCCCAGCGGCCUUGCUCUUCCCCUUGUCUCUCCUCAGAAACUCCGCUGGAAUCCUCCUGUCGAGCUCACGUUUCCCGCACUGUUCUUGCGCCAGCGCGACAAAAGGAUGCGGAACGAGGAGAGAGCACAGACCCUCGAAAGGCCGGGGAGGCCACCAGCGUCCCGACCCUCGCCAGUCGUCAGUCCGAGGGCGGCACUCCGCAGGCACGCGGCGAGAAGCAGUUGGAAGAAGGCGCUGUGGUGACCGAUCCGUCACGCCACACUAGCCUCAGUCCUGAGGAACAUCCGGGAGCGGUCCCAGAGGCAGACACCUCGUCGUUUUUGCCCGACUUUGUGUUGCCGAGUUCGUGUCCUUCGCACGCGGCCUCCAGUCCCAAGGUCGCGCAUGCUCUCUCUGGACAUGGCAUCGCGUUCUUUGAGGAGACUCUGGGAGGAGACCGGUGGUUCGCGCAGGAAGGCGGACCCGCAGCAUUCGUCGGCGAAGCAGGCACCGGGGGGGUGGGCGAAGGAAGCGAAGGCCGACGGAAAGACGGCAAAGGAUUCUGCCUUCUCUACUUCCACGGAAACGCAUGCGACGCAAACAUGAUGCGCGAGUGGCUGCAAAUCGUAGCUGACGAGCUCGGAGUGACCAUCCUCAUUUUCGAGUACCCUGGAUACGGCCUGUUGCAGGAUUACGACAAAAGCAGCCGAGGCAUUGAUCUGUGCGCCCGGAUCGCUUUCGAGUUCCUGGUCGACCAACUUCUGUUCCCAAUCGAGAGAAUUAUUCUCUGCGGCCGAUCCAUCGGGACGGGAGCAGCCGCGUGGCUAGCUUCUCAGCUGGCGCAGUGCAACGUCCGAGUUGGCGGCCUCGUCCUUGUCGCCCCUUACGUCUCGCUUGCAGCGGUGGCGGCGGACUGGGCAGAUGCGCCUCUUGCCCUCACAAGGGUUUUGGUUCAUCACCACUGGAAUAACGAAGCUGCGAUUGGAAGCAUUCCCACGGUCCCACUCUGCAUUAUCCAUGGCAAGGCGGAUGACGUGAUUCCCGUGGCGCAUGCAAAGCGCCUGUGGCAAGUUGCACGCCAGCUGCCGUCGCUUCGCGUGGCUCGGUUUGCCGACGGGGACCACAACGUGGGCAUGUCCCUCGAGUCUCUUUACGGGGACAUCCUUGUCCCGCUCCAGGUUUUCUUUCGAAAAGUGUCUUCCAACCUUCGCGCCAAGAAAGCCACACGGCAGACGCGGCAGCGCGCCCUCGAGACCGCUUCUGCGGCGCACGUUGUGUCGCGGGCACACGCUCAGCCUUCGUCUUUGGCCGAAGCUCCGGGUCUGCCUGGGAGCUCGAAAUCGACCAAGGCCGGACUCGGCCGCGGUCGCGGCGACCGCACCGUCUCCGGCGUCCGGCUCCCGGGGAGGAAACAGGUGUCUCCGGAGGCCGGGCCAGGGGUGCUGCACGUCGCAGGCGGGAAGAAUCGGGCGCGAAGGCUGCUCUCGCAUCGCCUCGGCAGUGCGGCGCAUGCAAAGCCUGAAGACUGUGAGGCAAGCGUCGAUGGCGAGUCGAGGAGUUCCUUGCCUGUCGCGAGUCUUGGGUCUCGUCGUCUGGCUGUGCGGAUCUGCGGCAAGGAGUCGGGAGAGGAAUCCGGUUCAAGCAGCGACCUCGGGCGAGCCCUCGGAGCGGUCGAUAUGGCGUCGCUGGAAACGCGGGCUUCGUCCCUGUCUCUCCAAAACUUUUUAGCACCCGACGGAAGCAGCCUCAGAAAGACGGACAGCAGCUUAAGUGUCUCCCCGGACCAGGCUCCCGGCUGCAGCGGCCGCCCUCGCUUAUCGGCCGCGAUGCUGAAGCGGAGCGAAGGGCGCGGCGCGCCGGCAUUGAACAGGAGCAUCGCGAGUGCGCCGAACAUGGGCGAGAAGGCGGCACCCGGCGUGUUCUCUUCGCAGAAGCACGCGGGGCUGCGGAAGCCCCACUCCUUGCAAGCAGCUUUCCCUUCGCGCGGCCUGAAGCGUUUGCCGUUUCGCGCGACACUUGCGGGCGAGGCGCUUGACGGAUCGGCCCUCUCGGCCGUCGGCGGAGGGACGCGGCGUGGAAGCAGCUCGGAAGGCAGUGACGCAGGCCGGCGGCGGGGCAGUUUCCUGGAGCCGCGUCCUGCAAGUCGGCGCAGCAGCUGGACAGCAGGAGACUCCGCGUCUCUGUCCCACUCUGCCCACUUGAGGGAGGGAGGGGCCACGGAGCAUUCAGAGAGCCGCGGGUUGCAUGCGCGAACCAUCUCAGUCGCGGGGCUGCUUCGGGGGAAGGCCCGAGGCAUCUGGGGGGAAGGGCGCGGCCAGGAGAGACGCGACCGUGGAGCCAGCGGAAGCAGUGCCAGCAAAGGAGAGAAAGACGUCGAGGGGCGAGCGGCUGCGGCAUUGGACCUGCGCGGAAGCGGCCGAACUGUGCGCCCUGCCAAGUUGCAGGUGGGGACUGCAGAACUCGAUCAGGCUGAGCAGACACCGGAGGAAGAGGUCGUGGAGGGCGAAGAGAGAGACGCCGAGGAUCCAGUGGAAGACGAAAGCCAGGACGAGUUUCAGGGGACAGAAAACGCUUCGGAACACGGGGCACGACUCGACUCGGGCGACUAUCUUCUUGGGCUCUCACCGCUGCAUGAACCUGAACUGUCUCCGUUCUGCUUCUCUGAAGACAGCUAUGAAUUGCCGGGUCUAGCCGAUGGCGAAGACGGUGACCUGCAGCUUUUUGAUGAAGACGCCCUUGGGUCAGCGGAUUCCGCGACACCCACGCGCGCUCCUCAUCCAGUCUCUGCGCUGCUCUUUGAGGGCGCCGAUCCCGUCCUGGACAUGCCUUUGCGUCGCGACACCGAGGACAGCGGCGUCGACUCCACUGCGAGCCCCGGAGACACGGAGAAACGCGUUUGGAAAGAGCCGCAGCCGUGCGAGUUUCCCGCUCAUCUCCCCACGGACCCCAACCUCGACAAGGAUACCCCGUGGCACGCGGACCCGACACUCCUGCCCUCAUUUUCCAGACGCUGCUUCUUCCUCAGGGGCAAGAAAGGGUACGGCCCCGUCCCUCAAGGCACCUUUCCGAGUUCUGCCUUUGCCUCUUCCCCUCUCGAGGCGAAGACAGAAGGCUCGCCGUCCCAGGCGGGUCCGUCCGCGGCCGCUUCGCCGGAGGCUGCCUUCCAGGAGCCGUUCCUCGCCGCGCUCUCCACGCCGAGCAUCGCUGCUUCCCGCAGAAGACUUCGCGCCUCUCUGUGCCUUCGAGGUCUGAGUCCAGAGCCGCAGGGCCCAGACGGAGACAGUUGCGGGGCCGAAGGCCCCAGCUCGGCAGUCACCAUCGCGCGAGCCUUCUUUGCUCCGGACGCGAGACGCCACUCGUCCAUGCUGGCUGCCUUUUUGCAGCAGGAGACUUCGCGGGCGCUUCAAAGAGAACGCGAAGCGGAGACGUUGUCUCGAACGAAACCUGAAGGCGCUUCUGCGCUUCGCGACCUUUCGACGCGAGCACAGCGCCUGUCCCGCACGGUGCUCGAGGCGGCCGUAGGUGGAUUCGCAGGGAGGUCGCCGAGGUCCCCGGCAGCCUUCUCGACUGGGGAGGCUUCGCCCAUUCCUCGCGCGUCGCUGUCCUCGGCGUUUCUCUCGUCGCCGCUCCGCACCGUCGCCUUGAAGUUCCCGGACGCAGGGAAAACACAGACUGAAGCGGGGAGUCCGACCGACAGAGCCGCGGCGGGCGACGCAGGCCUUCCCGCGGCUCGAGACUCCGGUGCGGAUUCGGCUCUCGGCGCGGGAGAGCGCAAGACGCCGCAGGGCGCCGGAGCCCUGACUGAGGACCGUGUCGCGCGCGCUCUUUCCUUGUCAGGCAACGCGAGUUCCGGCUCUUCGCUUGGAGAUUCCCGUUCUCUGGCGUCUCCUUCCGGGCGCGACCGCAGUUUUGUCGCCAGAAAAGUCGAACGGCCGGUCGGCUGGCUGCGUGGCCGCUGGGGAGGUCGAGACCGGGAGGCCCCGGCAAAGCCUGAAGAAACAGCGAGACGAAACCGAGACCUUCAGGGCGACGAGAAGGGAGAUCCACGACUCGGAGGCCGAGGUCGCAAACUUGCUCCCGCUGGAUUCGAUGCCGAGGCCAGCGAUUUUGACAGCGUCAAACGCGAGAUUCAGAGGGAAUACCUUUCUUCCAGCGUUCCCACUGCUCCGCCGCCGCUGCGCUCCAGCUUCUUCGAUCUCGGCCCUGCGCGUGAAGGCGACUGCAUCGAUCUUUACGGAGCGAAUCCGGAUCCUGACGCGUCGUGCGCUACCCAGGCGCAAACUUCUCCGACGCUGUCCGGUUCCUGGCGCCGUCCCAGUCGGCUGGUCCUUCAACAGUCUCUGCACAAAUCUGCUCCGCCGCCAGCCAUUGCUUCUGCGCCGUCUCUGCUCCACCUGCUCUCGCCACGGAGCUUGCCCGACUCUGCGGCGCGCGUCCUCACCUCUUCCUCGCCUCCGGGUGUCUCGCUCUCGCCCGUCAGCCCUGCAGCGCCUCCCGUGGCGGGCUGCUCGGAGGCGGACGCGAGCGACGGGCCGCUUUCCUCUCCGCUUCGGGAUGUCAAGGAAACGGACUUCUCCGCCGCUCCGCACCCACCCCCUCUGUCGCGGUCGCGUUCCUUUGGCGCCGAUGCUUCAGGGUGGGAGCCGCUCUUGUCCCCACGUGGACGCGUUCCUCGCGUGCCGCACUCAGAUCUGGGGGCGCUCACGCCGCGUCCUUUUGGUAACAUUCCGUCUUCUCGCGUGUCUUGUCGCGCGUCCUCCGCUUCAGCCUCGUUCAGGUCGUCCUCGUGCUCGCCUCCGCGGUCGCCGUCCUUCCCGAUCCUGUUGACGCAUUCUUCCGUUUCUCAGCUGUCCCGCCCGAAAAGUUUGGUCAUCGCCCACCCGACAAACUGCCCACCCGUCGUUUUCUCGUCGCCGCCUUCCCCCUCUUCUUGCUUCUCUGUCUCUCGAGACCCGUCCGAGCGUCUUCAGUCUCUUCCCCGCCAAAUCCCCUCGGAGGCCUUGUCGCCGUACGCGUCGUGUUCUCUCGCGUCGUCCUCCUUCGCUUCCGCCUCCUCGGCGUCUUGUUCGCCCUCGUCCUGUGGAGCUUCUUCGUCUCCCGCCGCGGCGUCUGUCUCCGCAUCGUCUUCCUCGCUGCAAGUGCAGUCCUGUCCCUUCACGACCCCGUCCGCCGGCGCUUCCUCGUCUUCGCUUGCCGCUUCCUCGUCUUCGCUUGCCGCUUCCUCGUCUUCGCUUGCCGCUUCCUCGUCUUCGCUUGCCGCCUCCUCGUCUUCGCUUGCCGCUUCCUCGUCUUCGCUUGCCGCCUCCUCGUCUUCGCUUGCCGCUUCCUCGUCUUCGCUUGCCGCUUCCUCGUCUUCGCGCUCUCCUGCUGUUGCCUCCGACCCUGCAGCCUGCUGCUCCGUCUCGGCCUCUCCUAUAUGUUCUCCGUCCCAUCUCGCCUCGACUUCUCUCGCGUCUCCUCCCUACUCUUCUUCGCCUUCGUGGCCGCUUUCUUCUCAGCCGGUUUCCUCCUCGUGCUCCGCGUUGCCCCUGUCCUCUUGCCCUGGCUCUGCGUGCCUGGCAAGUACCGCCGCGCGCUCACUCCCUGCUUCUGACACGCGUCUGAGCUUUCCUGAUGCGCUGGGCUGGCGCCCGGCUCCAGUCGAUCUGGAGAUUUCCGUCGCCCCGACCUUCGGCCUGUCGGCGCAGACUUCGAGCCUUUUGCCGUUUCUGACGCGUGAAGGCUGGCCUUCGAUUCCGCGUCGGGGGGAGGCAGCAGAAGUGGACGCGACUCCCGGGGCGGAUGUGGGGGGAGCGCGCGCAGGCGAGGACCGCGAGGAAGACGAGGUGAAGCUCGAGAGAGACGAGGGGAAGCUGGAGAGAGAACAGGAACGUGACGGGGACGAGGAAGGCGAAGAGUCUCAGAGCAGAGAGAUCCACACGGAGGAAAUGAGUCCUUCGGCUGCCGGUGCUUCGACAGCUUACCCCGCGUCCUUUUCUUCUCCGUGCAUCUCGCCCCCGGACUGUCAGUCGCGGCCUGUCCUCCUUACGGGCUCGCCGCUCCUCUCGGCCGCGUCUUUCCUUCCUCGCCACCGCGGCAAAUGCGAGGGCGCGUUUCCAUCCUUCGCAGCGCUGAUCUCGCGCGAGCGCCUUCCCGGCUCGGACGUGGACGCAUGCCCGCAGCAGGACGGUGGCCGUCUCAAGCAGUGCGCGCUCCUCUCGCUCCCGUGCACCAGCGAGUUGUCUCCGCCCCUGCGCAGCCCGGCAGCGACAGGGGACGCGGGGUGUUCCUCGCCUGCCCCGGCCGCGCCGCUCACAGAGAGGGACGAGAGCAGCACCAACGAGAGCGACGGAACUUCUCUCCUUCCAGGACAAGAAACAGCGCGGAUGGAAAGCAACGAUCUGGACCGCUCGGAAAGACUGGAGCUGCACGACGUGGACUUCCACUUUUCGUCUCCUUUUUCUCCCCUCUUUCUCUCUGGACGUUGUCCUGCGCUCUCCGCAGCGGCGCGCGCAGCACUCGCGACCGAGGCAGACGACGCAGCGAGCCGAAAGGAGCCAGGCGACGCCUCGCAAGACGAGAAGGGAAAGUGGGAAAGUGGAGAAAAGAGCGAACGCUCGCGGACGCCGGACGACAGUGAGGACCAGAGCUCGCGGGUACACGCGGACGCGGCGGGAGACAGGGCGAGGGCGCCUGGGAGGCUUCGCUGGACUGCACAGAGCCUGUUGCCGCAGGCGCCUCUGCGUCCUUUUGUCGGGGUAGGAAAGGAAACUGACGAGGGUCGGUUCGAAAGCGACGGAGAAGACGCGCCUUCACUGCGCGUCGCGUGCUUCUCUUCGCCUGCGGUGCGCGCCUCCGGGAGCGUCACCUGGUCGCAUCGCGGGCUUCUUCCUUCUUUGCCGCGUUUGCAUCUCACUCUGGAGUGCGAGGGAGAGCGCCCUGGCGCGAAGGACGGCGACUCGCCCGAGCAAGAGGGGAAAGAAUCGAAGGCCUCGCAUGCAAACCCCGAUCCGCUGGAGGAGCCCGCGGGGGACCUCGAGGAGCCCGCAGAGCUGCGGUCCGCUGGACAAGCUGUUCCGUCAGCUUCUGCGUCUCCUAGGGUUCUUGGGGAGGCCGCCGAGGCGGCGCCGCUUUGUUUGUCUCUGUCGGGUGCCGACGGGCGUUCCGGCCUUGCGGAUGUCUCGGGUUCUGACAGCGAAGAAGAGAGACGCUUCUGGGGACAAGUUGUGGCUGAGGAGCAGGAAGCAGCGUCGGAAGGAGUCAGUGGGGACGAGGAAGAGAGCGGCGGGAGAUCGCUGUCCGGGCUCUUUGUGUUUGGCAGGGGAGAAGAGGGGGAUCGAAGUCCGCCUCAGCGGCCGCCGUGGCCGCGCGACUGUUUGCUUGGUUCUCGCGGUGAACAGGCAAGCAAGCAGAUCACGUUAGUCAGCGAGACUAAGGAAGCCGGCGGAGACGCAGACGGAGAGCGUGAAGUCGCGCGCGAAGGCUGCGCCAAGCCCGGGGAGAAGAGGAAACGCGGAGGCCUGUCACUGAGCCUAGAUGAAGACCUCAUCCAGGUUGACCCCGACCCGCCUUUCAAGCAGCUGCGCGGGCGCGAGGAGAAAGAGAGCGCUCGGGGUGGAGACGGCAGAGUGUCUCCGCCGCGCCUCCCAGCGCUGCUGUCGGAGGAAGGCAGAGAAGAGGAGAUCCUUCCCUUGUUCUCGCGGGACAAAGAGGCUGUGCGGUCGUCGAAUCUCGAGCCGGCCCCGAUGACUCGGCAAACCACGUGCUCGGGGUUCGACUUUCUGUUCACGCGUGUGGAGCUGAAGACCGACGCGGUCCCGUUCGCGUCUCCGUCCAUUUUUGCGCGCCAUGCGCAGUACUUUGCCGACGAGCGAAAGAGUUUCUGUUCGCUGGGCCGCGUGCGUAUCUUCAAAGACGGGACGGAGAGAGAAGACGAAGACGACGGCUUCCGACCGAACGCGUCUUUCCUCUCCGACGCGGACGGGUCCGAGUGGCUGUCGGGCGCACCUUCCGCCGACCCCCGGGAAGCCGAGAAACUGUUCGAGCCGCUGGAUUCGCCCUCCUUUUCGUCGGCGUCCUGCUCGACUGUCGGCCCUCUCACGCGCCGACACCUCAGUCUGCAUGCGGGGCGCCGGGACUGCGAGUGGCGAGGGAAGGAGAACGCGAGGCCGUCCAACGCGCCGUUAUCGACGGCCUCGAUUGCCUUUGCGCACCGGCGGCGCGUGAACAGGUACGUGAAGCACGAGGACGGAGCGUCGCUGACGAUGCGGGUCUUUGAUCCGCUGCCGCCCAGUGGGGGCGAGGGUGCGCGUGCGCUGCAGACGUGCCCAGACACUCGGAAACGCGUGGACGAGGGCGACGGCGCGAGUUGCCGCGGGAGGUGCGACCGACUCGCAGAGAAACUCGACCCGCCGUUCCCUUUGGCUCCUCUCUCGCCCGCGUCCCGUGCCACCAGCGCAGCUCUCACGGCUGCUGCGCAUGCAGCCGCAGCUGCCGCAGCCUACGCAGAGGCCGCUCGCUCUCUCGCCGCGGAGAAGCCCGAGCAGGUCGCUGUCGCGUGCCUGCCGUCUGGGGGCCGUCUGCCUCUGAGCAAGAGCGACGCGCUGGCUUUUCUUGAGGGGCGCCUGCCGCUGCCGGGGAAGCGCGAGGUCGCCCAGCAGUUCCUGCAGGCGCGGCGGCGCGUGAGUCGCCACUGCAGCGUCGCAUGCAGCCGCGUAGACUCGCCCCUCGGCGGCCGGACCCGGCGGAUCCAGAAGAGCGAGCGCGAGAAGGAAGAACGCGUGGAGCAGAAAGGUCACGGCGCCGUGUGGGUCUUUGAGGAGAGCAAAGGCGACGCCUUUGAGACGCGCCAGGAACGGCUCAUCCUGGAACAGAAAACUCUCGGGUUUGGCGCCAGAGUGUGUGCGGAGAAAAAAUGUCAACACAACAGCAGAGAGACCAUCACGAGUGUCUCGUACUCGUCGUCGCUGUCCUGUCUCCUGUCGUCCUUCCUCCCCACACACUUCAGUCUCUCCGUCUCGCUUGGGGGCAUCCCGAAGGAAGACUGA
Molecule: messenger RNA, 9285 nt
Organism: Neospora caninum
Lineage: Eukaryota; Apicomplexa; Conoidasida; Eucoccidiorida; Sarcocystidae
Exons: 4
Coding region: 1-9285 (3094 amino acids)
Source: RefSeq, a predicted model, not a curated record